Molecule: messenger RNA, 676 nt
Organism: Trichomycterus rosablanca
Lineage: Eukaryota; Metazoa; Chordata; Actinopteri; Siluriformes; Trichomycteridae
Gene: lyrm9
Product: LYR motif containing 9
Exons: 3
Coding region: 210-491 (93 amino acids)
Source: RefSeq, a predicted model, not a curated record
GAGCAGAACGUCAUUUUAUGUAUCUUGUGUUUUAAACAAAUCGAAAACAAAUCUGCGAUUUAGUUAUUUAUUCUGUGAUCACUACUGAUACAAGCAGUUUGCACGUUAUUUUAGCUUAAUUCAGCGCUGCUCUGUUUUGAAAUCGAAAGUGCAGGUUUGUAGUUAAGGUCAGUAGUGUCCUGAUUAGUUUAGUUAGUGAGAGAAUAAGGAUGCCACCACUUCCGGGUGCAGAAUUUGUUAGGACACCGGUGCAGCUGUACCGCUAUCUGCUGCGUUGCUGUCAAGUGCUGCCCACCCCGGCCAUGCAGAACCACUACAGACACACUGUGCGACAGAGUUUCAACAGCCACACCGAUGAGGAUGACCCAGAAAGAAUUCAUAUGAUCAUCCAGCGGGCUAUUUCUGAUGCUGACUGGAUCUUAGAUAAGUAUACCAAAAAGGGUGUUUCCAGUCAAGAUGAAAAAGGAAAGAACAGCUCUGAUAAACAGUGAUGCCAAAUUGGAUACUAGAUGGCUUUGAUUCCCCUGGUAGAAGAUUCUGUGCUAUUUAUUAUAUUGAUUAUAGGCUUGUUCUCCAAGGUAAUAAUGUUAACUUGGUGUUUAUUAGACAUACUACUUACUGUGCAUCUAUACAUUUGUCCAUAAUUUCAUGGGGUUUUAUCAAAGUUUUUUUUUUC